GCGUUUCGACUGUGCUUUUCAACGAUUUCUUGGACAUAAGAAGUUCUACUGCCUCUUGGGUGAGGGCAUCCAACGGGCUGCUGCAAAUUUUCUGGAAUUUUCGGUCAAGUUCAAUGAUGCGCGGGUCAAAGAAGGGAGAAAGCGUCUUGGAAGCAAGCAGGAAA
Messenger RNA from Trichobilharzia regenti, 164 nucleotides. The record is from the annotation of a GenBank genome assembly. NCBI's taxonomy places the organism in Eukaryota, Metazoa, Platyhelminthes, Trematoda, Strigeidida, Schistosomatidae.